This is a messenger RNA of Penaeus chinensis, 4308 nucleotides long. RefSeq lists its product as uncharacterized. The transcript is spliced from 2 exons. Gene Ontology annotation, biological process: negative regulation of transcription by RNA polymerase II; cell differentiation; circadian regulation of gene expression. NCBI's taxonomy places the organism in Eukaryota, Metazoa, Arthropoda, Malacostraca, Decapoda, Penaeidae. The record is from RefSeq and is a predicted model, not a curated record. The coding region runs from base 317 to 856 and encodes 179 amino acids. Gene Ontology annotation, cellular component: nucleus; cytoplasm. Gene Ontology annotation, molecular function: protein dimerization activity; transcription regulator activity.
UCGACAGUAAGAGUGGUGUGUUGAAUCGUGCUGCCUGGUCUCGUUCUGUAGUGACACUUACUUCAAAGCGAAUGACAGCUGAUAUUUGUACCUGCAAUAGUGAUAAUAAGAGUUGUCAACACCUGUCAGCCAACUUUGGAUACCGUCUGAAUUGUUCAGAAGAACAUUUGUACACAUCUGGGAUUGGUCUUGUGUGUGGGCGGAGAGCGCGUGUGUGGUCGAGUUCCCAACACCUGGGCGCGCCAACCCAUCUCGGUGCCACCUGCAGGCGCACCACGCUCCUCUCCAGUGCAACGUAGUCCCGUUUCACAUCAACAUGAAGUCGUCCAGCUGGAACAAGCCUUGUCCUCGCAGUGUGAGUGGCGCGAGGUCAGCCGCACCCAGGGUCAGGCCUAGUAGGGGUCACCCGGAGGUCAGGCAGGAACGUCAGGAGAUCCGUGAGUACCUGGACAAACUCCGUCAUCUGGUUCCUGCGUGUCCUAAGGAUGGCAAGUUGUCUCGCCUCGCGGUCAUCCAGCACGUAAUCGAUUAUAUCGUGGAGCUGCAAGAUGCCUUGGUCCACCACCCUGUCAACGCCUUGGUUCAUCACCCUGUCAACACCCUUAUGCAUCACCCUGUCAACUCCCUCCUCGCCGCCAACGAGGAACUCGCGGCGACGCUCACCAACCCCCUGUUCGCCAAACAGCAGCUCAGCUCCAACAAAAGCGUGAACUCCUCCUCUGCAAUCACGUCUUCGACCACAAAAAACAACAGCAACAACAACAGCAGCUGCAACGAUUCCAUCAAGAAGAACAGCAGCAGUUGUCGAAGACCUCUUGGUGUGUUGUCGUCGCUAAAGAACCAUAGAAAUCAAUGAGUAGAAAGGUAAUAAUAAUUUAGAAUAGAUAAAGGCGCUCCCUGAACUCCGUAUUCCAAUGAACCAAAGAGCCAGUGAUAGAAGUGGAGUGUUCGAAGGUUAACGUGAGUGUGUAUGAACAUAUGGCGGCGGGGGAGCGAAGCCCGGGUCACCACCUCGACGACCAAAACGGCGGAGGGCACGCGGCGAGCCCGACACGACGCCCCUGACCCGACCCGUCUGACGGCUUGUAGGUUCCUCCAUAUCGGUAACAAGUCCAACCUCCUCCCAGUAUACCCGGAAACAGCAGACCGACGAUCUCCCGAACUUGAACCAUUGCCUCUACAGCAGUACCAUCUCUCGCAUUUUUACACAGCAAUGACACACAAAGAUAGUUGGCACCCCGGGCGAGUGUGACACCACCUGCUGUGGCCACUUCUGUGUCAUGCGAGUGAAAACUGCUUUGGUGAAACUACGCAAGUCAUACUAUCGGACAUGCACCACUUGCUAAUAUCUCGUCUAGCGGCGAGAUCCGAACUUUUGACUGAUUCAUCCCGAAGUCACGCCGGAUCACGACGCACAGCUGAAGCGCUUGACGAACCCCGAUUUCCUGUGUCAACCGGAAGCCCUCCCCGCUCACUUCCUCAUCUGCUUAGUCUUUACUGGUUGUUAUCUGACAUCAUCUCACACCUGCGCGGCUGCCUGCAUGACGUACUCAAUGAGGCAUUUAUUGCAAUCUGUAGAAAGAGAUGAUCUUUAACAGCUAUAAGAUCAUGGCUAACAUCUGUCAGUUAGUCAUCAUGGCAGGGCACCCGCGGCAGCUGUGACGUGCCUCGAGUGCGAGACCCGCGCGCGCCACGAGCUUUUCAGCUGACGGCGGCGCGGCGGAGCGACGAGGGAACGAGGACCACCAGUGAUACUUGUGCCCAAGACGGCAGUCCUGUUCCAGUCUGGGGCUGUAGGAACUACCACCAUCUGCAGCCGAGGCCGAGACUGUUUAUCAGAACAAGAACAGUCUUCGACAGCUGUACAAAAGAUAUUGUCGACAGCUGUAGACGGCUUUUCAAGAGCAGAUGUAACGCAGCAGCGGCGAGAGGAGUGGCAGCUGGGAUGGAGUCGUCAGCGCGGAUGUUCCUCGCGCCAACGUUUGCCAGAAGGCCGCGAAGCCAAGCCAAGAACCUGCAAUGACGAGCAGAAUGCCUCGGACUCCCCACCAGCCAGCCGCCCAGCCGGGUCGCCCUUAAAGCCGAGGUUUACCUUCACCCGCUCAGCUGCCAUUCACCCGCCCGCUCAGCGUCUCCGGCCGCUCCUCAGCGCCCACCCCUCCACCUCACCUCCUCACCCGCCCCGCCCCUUCAAAGGCGACCCGCACAUCUUUCGGCUUUUUACAUUAUCUCAGCAAAUCUCUAGGUCGCAAAUAAUCAGACUGUAAUGACCGUUAAUUCGGAGAGCCGUACCGUACACCUGAGGACAUAAUGCCAUUGAUCACUGUUGCCAGCCGCACGUGGUCUUCGCACCUGGGCCAAGAACCCACAACUUCCCUCCCUUUUUUCACUGUUGCCAACUAUUCGCCAAGACGCUACUAUUUUUUCCCUUAUUUCACGUACAAGUUUUAUCAUGAAAUUAUUUCCACCUUUAUGCACACUGAAUCUGAUUUUAAAAGAAAUAUUAUAAUUCAUAAAAAAAAAACUUUGUCCAAAAAAUAUAGAGUUGUGCGUUACAGGAGACAAUUCUAAGUAAUGACACGAAUUUGAACCCGAAUCCGACGCGAGAGACAACAGCUUGCCUAUUCCCAUGUGUUGAAUCAUUGACUAACAAAAACCGUUAAGUAGUGUACGGGGCGACAUCUGUCCAAUAAUCGGCGCGAUCAAUUAUUAAAUAUCUGGCCCAGCUGCUGCUUACCGCGGCCGAACGUAAGUCCGCGGUCCUUGUAGGUCAGUUGUUCCGGGGUUACGAUGGUUGCCGAUUUCGCUCCUCAUGCCGGAUCACAACUGUGUCACGCAAGGGAAAAUACGCUAUUCUUCUAACCAAACGUUAUAUUCAAAGAUUUAAAAAAUACAAAGUACAAAAAAAAAGGAAAGUUAUAUAUCUCAACGUAUGAACUUCGAAAUAAAGCGUAAAGACGGUUGAGGGAAACGGCGAGGGUUGGAGGCGAGAGCAGCCAUAGGAUGUCCGGGUGUGUGGGUGCCGCCUCGCACACGUGCAGGGAGGGAGAGUGUUGCUGCAGCUGUUUUGUCUGUCUGUCUGUGUCUCGCUGCCCUCUUCCCGCAUCCCCCCUCUCGUUCCCUACUCCCGUCACCCAGCUGUUUCGCCUCCUGUUUUUCUUUACGUGGAAGAUGGUGUAAUUAGCAUUGCUAACAUAAAUAACAGCCAAGAAUCUAACUUCCCUUGAAUAGAAACUCACAAGAAAUACGGCUACGCUGAAGUUGCCAUUUCCCAUAUCUGUUUUUAUUUAACACGUUUUUGGACAAGAGCUAACUAAAGGGUUAAGACAAAUACAAGGCAGUGAGGUGUAGGCCGGAUUUUGGGUCGGUUUCGCGUCUCAUUUGUGUCAAUGUUAAUUUUGUUCCUGGGUUACCGGCAGCGCACACGGGUUGCCACACAGGUCUCUUUCGGGCGAUUUUAUCCCUCUCGCGCGCUUGUGAUACAGCGCAGCCAAUAACUUUAAUUCACAAGCUCAUGAAUAUUCAGUUUAACCAUAAUCAUGGUAAUUACAACAACACAUGGCGACGCUAAAGGUUUUCUCGACUGUAUUGGGAUGAGUUGGCAAUAGACGUUGAGGUUGUGGUCAUAGGUGUAACCCCGCGGCACAAUGGUAUACUACCUUCACAUGCUCAUAAUCUUUCUGUUAUUGUAAGGCCCCCUCUCCCCUUUUAAAGAUGUAUUCCUCGCAGAUUCUAUUUUCUUUCUCAAAAUACUGUAGGGAGGUUUUGUAUUUGUCAAAACAGUUACGAUUUUUGUAUGUGUGUGUUUACCCAUGUGCGCGUGUGUUUGUACAUGUGUGCGUCUGUGUAUGGGCUUCUCUCCGGAGGAAGCAAAGUCAAAAGAUCGGCGAGUCUGUGAUGACGAAGACAAUUCAGAAGAAAACGAACCUCCUUUAGUUGUUAUUGUCCAAGUUACCUGGUGAGGUCAAGUUACGUCGUGUGAUAAAGCGUCUCUGUUUUUUAUUCUUGUAUUCCGAGCAAAUGAUUUAAGAGUCUUUUUUUUUUUUUAUCAUCAGGAGGUAGUAUAGCUUUAUGUGUGAAAGAGUUUGUGAAUUUGUGCCAUGACUUUUGAAAAUUAUUGAGAUUUAGCACUAGAUUAUCCUGUGGUAUUAAAGAAGAGACUGUUUCCUUUUUAUAAUUCUGAAACAUGGUUAUGUCAGCGAUGUCACAAUUAUGUAAACUAUGUAUAUAUUGUAUAUAUACUCACUGUAUAGAAUUAUAGUAUAGUGGUGUAAAAUAAUGUCAAAUAAAAUAUUUUCUUUCUUAUAA